UUCAAAAAAUAAUUAUAAAACUGUGUUUUUUUUUAGAUUAGAUUUUAAACUAAAAUGUCCACUUGCAAAAAAGAAGAAUUAAUAAAAAAUCUCGAAAAUCAAUUGGGGUUGGCUCGGCGUGAAAUUAACAAUUUACGUAAGCAACUUAAAGCUUUAAGUUUCAUUCAUAAAAAAGAAUGUGAAAAAAUCAAAGAGGAUUUAAAAAAUUGGCGCUGUUUGGGAUGUAAAACCCAAGCAGUGUCGCCAUCACUUCCUAAAAAACCAUCAGAUACUAAUAUAAAAAUGCGAAAUAUUGGUAUAAUUAGAACACAGUUUCCUGAAAAGAGGGGAACCCCCAGACAGCCAACCAUUUGUUCAGAAACAGUCGCUAAAUUAUCACUAAAUAAUGACGUUUUCACCAAUCCGGAGCACACACUGGAGGGUUUGGAGGACUUUUCGCAUAUGUGGAUUCUGUUUCAUUUCCACAAGAACCAAACGGCGCACAAAAAAGCCAAAGUGGCCCCUCCUAGAUUAAAUGGAGACAGAACGGGAGUUUUUGCUAGUAGAUCACCCCACAGACCAAAUCCUAUAGGCUUGUCAUUGGUAAAAAUUGUCAGAAUUGAAGAAAACAAUGUUUAUUUUUCUGGUGUUGACGUUGUUGAUGAAACUCCUGUGUUUGAUAUAAAACCGUACAUUCCUCAAUAUGAUAGCCCCCUUACAGCAGAAAGUGUUAGUGUACCACCCUGGAUUGAUAAUUCGACAGUUAAAACUUUGAGAGUAGUUUUUGAAGAAAGCGCUUUGAUUCAGUUGAAUAACUUCAAAAGAGAUGAUGGGGACAUUAAAGCAGACAUUGAAAAGGUGCUUAGGGAGGAUCCUAGAUCAGUAUACUUAAGGGCAAAGUGGACUGGACACUAUUACACCUUUCGUAUGAGAAAUUUACAAAUCUGUUGUAAAUUUGAUGACCAGUCUCAUAUAGUAACUGUUCAUGAAGUAACAACUUGCGACUGUAACAAUUAAUAACAUGGUUGACUUUUAAAUAAAAAUAUUCUGUAAUA
This is a messenger RNA of Tribolium madens (black flour beetle), 1034 nucleotides long. Its product is annotated as tRNA (adenine(37)-N6)-methyltransferase-like. The record is from RefSeq and is a predicted model, not a curated record. NCBI's taxonomy places the organism in Eukaryota, Metazoa, Arthropoda, Insecta, Coleoptera, Tenebrionidae. The transcript has 4 exons. Bases 55 to 996 code for a protein of 313 amino acids.